AUGAAGUUCCUCAAGGUCGGCCGCGUCGCCAUCAUCACCCGCGGCAGGUAUGCCGCUGACGGAAAGAACAAAACAAAACAGGUUGUCAUCAUCCAGCCCAUUGAUAACGGCAACAAGCCUCACCCCUUCGGCCACGCCGUCGUCGCCGGCAUCGAGCGCUACCCCUCCAAGAUCACCCGCCGCAUGUCCAAGGCCCGCCAGGAGAAGCGCUCCAAGGUCAAGCCCUUCAUCAAGGUGGUCAACUACAACCACCUGAUGCCCACCCGCUACACCCUCGAGCUCGAGGGCCUCAAGGGCACCGUCUCGUCCGACACCUUCAAGGAGGUGUCGCAGCGCGAGGACGCCAAGAAGACUGUCAAGAAGGUCCUCGAGGAGCGCUACAACAGCGGAAAGAACCGUUGGUUCUUUACCCCUCUGCGCUUCUAA
Messenger RNA from Geosmithia morbida, 426 nucleotides. Its product is annotated as large subunit ribosomal protein L27e. The record is from RefSeq and is a predicted model, not a curated record. The coding region runs from base 1 to 426 and encodes 141 amino acids. The transcript is spliced from 3 exons. Gene Ontology annotation, biological process: translation. Gene Ontology annotation, molecular function: structural constituent of ribosome. Gene Ontology annotation, cellular component: cytosolic large ribosomal subunit; ribosome. Lineage: Eukaryota; Fungi; Ascomycota; Sordariomycetes; Hypocreales; Bionectriaceae.